Messenger RNA from Ipomoea triloba (trilobed morning glory), 3438 nucleotides. RefSeq names its product protein STABILIZED1. The record is from RefSeq and is a predicted model, not a curated record. NCBI's taxonomy places the organism in Eukaryota, Viridiplantae, Streptophyta, Magnoliopsida, Solanales, Convolvulaceae. Gene Ontology annotation, cellular component: U4/U6 x U5 tri-snRNP complex; catalytic step 2 spliceosome. Gene Ontology annotation, molecular function: protein binding. Gene Ontology annotation, biological process: gene silencing by siRNA-directed DNA methylation; positive regulation of miRNA metabolic process; spliceosomal tri-snRNP complex assembly. Bases 163 to 3231 code for a protein of 1022 amino acids. The transcript has a single exon.
GCCGUGAAGGCGGUAUGAAAUCUACGAAAGGAGGAGCAGCGUUGUGAAGCUGUGAAGGCAGUGCUUCUUCCCUUGGAUUUGAACUUGAAGGACUGAUUCUGAGGUUAACUCUCUUUCAUUUCGUUCUCUUUUUCUUUGAAUUCCUAUUUCAAUUUCUCAGAAAUGGUUUUCAUAAAAACUCCCGAUAAUGGAACCCUAGCUCUAGACAUAAACCCCUCCACAACCACCCUUCAAUCACUCACCCUCAAAAUCCACGAAACUCACCACAUACCCCUCCCCACUCAACGCCUCUUCCUCGGCUGCCGCCGCCUCAUCGACGGCGCCGUCCCCAUCCCCAUCUCCCAUCUCGGCGUUUCCCCCAAUUCCACGCUAACCCUACAUAUCCCUCUGCUUGGCGGGAUGCAGGCACCUGUGCCGCCCAAGACCAGGCUCGAUUUUCUUAAUACCAAACCGCCUGCCAAUUAUGUUGCCGGGCUUGGCCGUGGUGCCACUGGUUUCACCACCAGGUCUGAUAUUGGGCCGGCUAGAGCUGCCCCAGAUCUUCCCGAUAGAUCGGCCAUUGGUGGUGCUGCAGCCACCGGGGUUGGUCGUGGCCGGGGGAAAGGAGGCGGUGAAGAAGAUGAAGAGGAUGAGAAUGAUGACAAGGGAUAUGAUGAGAAUCAGAAGUUUGAUGAGUUUGAAGGAAAUGAUGUUGGGUUGUUUGCAUCAGCAGAAUAUGAUGAGGAUGACAAGGAAGCCGAUGCGAUUUGGGAGGCUAUUGAUAAGAGAAUGGAUUCGAGGAGGAAAGAUAGGAGAGAAGCUAGGCUUAAGCAGGAAAUUGAAAAGUAUCGUGCUUCGAAUCCUAAGAUUACUGAACAGUUUGCAGAUUUAAAGAGAAAGCUGCACACAUUGUCGAAUCAGGAAUGGGAGAGUAUACCUGAAAUUGGAGAUUAUUCGUUGAGGAAUAAGAAGAAAAGAUUUGAGAGUUUUGUGCCGGUUCCUGAUACCCUUUUGGAGAAGGCAAAGCAAGAGAAAGAGCAUGUCUCGGCUUUGGAUCCAAAGAGUAGGGCAGUGGGUGGGACUGAAACGCCAUGGUCUCAAACCCCAGUUGCAGACUUGACUGCUAUGGGGGAAGGGAGGGGUACUGUGUUGUCGGUGAGGUUGGAUCGAAUUUUGGACUCAGUUACUGGGCAGACAGUGGUGGAUCCGAAGGGUUACUUGACUGACUUAAAGAGUAUGAAAAUCACUAGUGAUGCUGAGAUUUCAGAUAUAAAGAAGGCUCGAUUGUUGCUUAAAUCUGUUACUCAGACAAAUCCUAAGCACCCACCAGGUUGGAUUGCAGCUGCGAGAUUGGAGGAGGUUGCUGGUAAGCUGCAGGCUGCGAGGCAAUUAAUUAAAAAAGGAUGUGAAGAGUGCCCUAAGAGUGAGGACGUAUGGUUGGAAGCAUGCCGGCUGGCAAGUCCUAGUGAGGCAAAGGCAGUUAUUGCAAGUGGUGUCAAGGUGAAUCCAACCUCAGUGAAGUUGUGGCUGCAGGCUGCAAAGUUAGAGGAAGAUGACGUGAAUAAAAGUCGUGUUUUGAGGAAAGGGUUAGAGCAUAUCCCUGAUUCAGUGAGGCUUUGGAAAGCUGUUGUGGAGUUGGCCAACGAGGAGGAUGCUAGGCUUUUACUUCAGAGGGCCGUUGAAUGCUGUCCAUUGCAUGUGGAGUUAUGGCUUGCUCUUGCUAAGUUGGAGACUUAUGAAAAUGCUAAGAAGGUACUUAAUAAGGCAAGAGAGAAACUUUCUAAGGAACCUGCUAUUUGGAUCACUGCAGCAAGGUUGGAAGAAGCUAAUGGGAAUACCGCUACUGUUGCAAAAAUUAUAGAAAGAGGUAUUAGGGCCUUGCAGAGAGAAGGUUUGGAAAUUGAUCGUGAAGCUUGGAUGAAGGAAGCUGAGGCUUGUGAAAGAGCUGGUUCUGUUCUGACCUGCCAGGCUAUAAUUAGUAAUACUGUUGGCCUUGGAGUGGAAGAAGAAGAUAGGAAAAGGACCUGGGUUGCUGAUGCUGAAGAGUGCAAAAAGAGGGGUUCCAUUGAGACAGCAAGGCAAAUAUACUCUCAUGCCCUUACCGUUUUCAGAACAAAGAAGAGCAUCUGGCUUAAAGCAGCACAACUGGAGAAAAGCCAUGGCACCAGGGAAAGUCUCGACGCUCUGCUUCGUAAAGCAGUUACUUAUAUUCCAAAUGCUGAGGUUCUAUGGUUAAUGGGUGCCAAAGAGAAGUGGCUUGCUGGUGAUGUACCUGCAGCUAGGGCAAUUCUUGAGGAAGCAUUUGCUGCAAUACCUGAUUCUGAAGAGAUUUGGCUUGCUGCAUUUAAGCUUGAGUUUGAGAACAAGGAGACAGAGAGAGCUAGAAAACUGCUUGCUAAGGCUCGGGAUAGGAUACCUCAUGCCCAGCGUGUUUGGAUGAAAUCUGCCAUAGUUGAGAGAGAACUAGGAAAUGUUGAGGAAGAGAAAAUGCUGCUUGAUGAAGGGCUGAAAAGAUUCCCUGCUUUCUUCAAACUCUGGUUGAUGCUUGGCCAACUUGAAGAACGACUUGGCAAUUUGGAGCAGGCAAAGAGUACAUACGAGUCAGGUUUGAAGCACUGCCCUGACUGCAUUCCAUUGUGGCUAUCCCUUGCAAAAUUGGAGGAGAGGAUGAAUGGGCUGAGUAAAGCUCGAGCAGUUCUUACGAUGGCCAGGAAAAAGAACCCAAAGAAUCCUGAACUCUGGCUUGCUGCAGUGCGGGCUGAGGCUCGGCAUGGCUACAAGAAGGAAGCUGAUGUUUUGAUGGCAAAGGCAUUACAAGAGUGCCCAACCAGUGGUAUACUAUUGGCUGCUUCAAUUGAGAUGGCACCUCGUCCACAGCGAAGAUCCACAAGUGCAGAUGCUUAUAAAAAGUGCAACCAGGAUCCCUAUGUCCUUGCUGCCAUUGCAAAGUUAUUCUGGAAUGACAGGAAGGUUGACAAAGCUAGGAGUUGGUUCAACAGAGCUGUCACUCUUGCACCAGAUAUUGGUGAUUUCUGGGCUUUGUUUUACAGAUUCGAGGAGCAGUUUGGUUCCGAAGAUGAACGGAACGAUGUAUUAAGGAAAUGUGUUGCAGCGGAGCCAAAACAUGGUGAAAGAUGGCAAGCAAUAGCUAAGUCUGUGGAGAACUCUCACAAGCCAACAGAUGAAAUCCUGCGCCAAGUGGUAGCUGCUCUAAAGAAGGAAGAGAAUGCUGCUGAGAUGAAUGAACCAUAGUCUACUGUAACUUUGAUAGUUUUUCUGUGAUCUAUUAUCUAGUUGACAUUUAAAUAGCAAGGACAAGUGGUUUACGAGUUUUUCUUCAGGUAUUAAAUUUUGCUCAUCAAUCUAUAUCUUCAUGUGCGAAAGAUUGGACCUUUGCCUUUGCUUUAUAUUCUAUGAGCAGUGUGGCAGUGUGGAUGAAUUGCAUUGGACUACUUUCAA